This is a messenger RNA of Phaeodactylum tricornutum CCAP 1055/1, 902 nucleotides long. RefSeq lists its product with no specific name. Lineage: Eukaryota; Bacillariophyta; Bacillariophyceae; Surirellales; Neidiaceae. The record is from RefSeq and is a predicted model, not a curated record. The transcript has a single exon. The coding region runs from base 1 to 774 and encodes 257 amino acids.
AUGAUACCUCACACAGACGACUACUGGAAAACGACAGAGGCAGAAGAACGCUCCUACUAUUCCUACCAACAACCACCCUCACACCACUCAGAGCACAGCUCAGCUUUUGAACGACACCCAGCUUAUCAAGACUUUGAGCCUCCGAGGUAUCGUCAACCUGCUCCUCGGAGCUAUCCCCAACCGCACCAGCAAUAUCAGCCGGCGAGCUGGUACGAUCAUUCCUACCACCAACAUCACCGCUCCUAUUACCAGCAUGCCCAUCCACCCGCCUUCAAUCAAGCGCACCAUCCGGAGACACACGAUCCUUCGUUGCAGUCGUCCCCGCCGGAGGUAGUGUACCUACAACGUGAUCGCAGCUCAUCGCCUGGCUUGGUGUUUGAAAUAAAGGGUACCGACGUCCUCUGUGGUCGCGGCGCCCCUACAAACUGGCAUGAAGGCAAUCAAUACUUUCGUCAGCUAGUCAACAAACACCAGGCAGCCUACUUGGCGGCAAAGCGUGUCGAGAAACCGGAAAUUGCCAUACUCAUCGUGCAAUUGGUCAAAGAGCGUGGCGGCCGCUUCCUGAAACGUACCAAACGCCCAGGGCUUGGUCCGAGCGGGCACUUUGGCUGGCAAGAGAUUGAUGAGCACCGUGCCUACGAAAAGGUCUGCCAAGCUUUGCGCGAGGGUGCCCCAGAUCUUCGUCGCAAACUGGCCGUGAAGAAAUUUUCCUCCCCUUGCGUGGGCGAACGCGGCGGAGAUGAGCAUACAAGGGAGCACUCAGCUGAGGUGUAGGGGACUAGACUCAUUUCGGGACGCUUAAACGGGAAAACAGACUACUGCUGAUUAUUCAAAAAACUCUUGACCGCAGUCAGUAAAAUAAACUGGUCACCAGUAAUUUCAGCCAACCGUUAUUUUUUUCU